Molecule: messenger RNA, 4338 nt
Organism: Puccinia graminis f. sp. tritici CRL 75-36-700-3
Lineage: Eukaryota; Fungi; Basidiomycota; Pucciniomycetes; Pucciniales; Pucciniaceae
Product: CMGC/CDK/CDK9 protein kinase
Exons: 5
Coding region: 62-4009 (1315 amino acids)
Biological process (GO): protein phosphorylation
Cellular component (GO): nucleus
Molecular function (GO): ATP binding; cyclin-dependent protein serine/threonine kinase activity
Source: RefSeq, a predicted model, not a curated record
AACCAACCAGAACCACUUAAACCAGAACCAACCAGAGAGAGACAAAGUCAAGGAAGGAAGGAUGAGCUCAGUACAACUCGAGGAGGGUGAAGUAGAGGAUAACCGACUCAACACCAGACUCUCAUCAUCACCAACCAACAACAAAAACAACAACAACAGCAACAACAACAACAAUAAUAAUACUAACAACCUAACCAUCUCACCCUCAUCAUCAACCAAUAGUCACCACUUCAACUCAUUACCACCCAAACCACCAACCGAUCUAUCAAAGAUCAAGACGGCCAUCAACCCAAAUGCCAUCAACGCACUCAGCAGGCCAAUCCACCGAUCUCCCAACAACCGCAACAGAUCUCCAGUCGGCAGAUCAAACUAUCGUCCAACCGACUACCCUUCCAACAAUAACACUCACAAUAACAACAACCGACUCAACAAUCAUCUCUCACCCAGUUCAUCCAGAUCUCACCAUUCACCAGCCCAUCAAUCACGUCCACCCGAGUCUGACUCGAUCAAACCAACCUACCUUUCACCAGAUCAGAACAGACGCCAGACUCGUAACCCUCGCUCCAAUCGAUCUCACUCACCCUCACUCUCCCCAACUCACUCAGCCUCCAGAUCUCGACAAAGAAAUAGAUCAUACUCUAGAGAGUCUAGCAUCAAUCAUCAUCAUCAUCACCCUUUCAAGAAUCGCCGCUCAAAAUCUCCCAGACCAUCACCAUCCAGUCAUUCCAUCUCACGUCACACUCGCAACCACCAUCGAUCACCCUCAAUCUCACGCUCCCCCUCAAGAUCACAACAACCACCAAACAAACGACAACGUCCACUCUCCCCUUCCCCACUACCAUCCAGCCAUCCCACUCAAACAACCGAUCGUCCGAUCAAUCCAUCGCAAAAAGAACUACCCUCAUCCCCCUCAAAACCUCAAAACGAAGGAUCAUUUGAUAUCCAACCUUCAAAUCGCAACCAUCACGAUCAUAUCCUUCACCCCCCACCUAGCACACAGGCUCAAUCGAACCCACAACUCAGCAGUCUACCAACAACACAACUGGUCCCGUCCAGUCAGGAAUUGCUUGAAAAUAACUUGACUCGGAGUUAUUCCAACGACCCUGAGAACAGUCAAGACCCAUCGUCAAACCCUUCCAACCAUCCCAGAUCCAUAUUCCAAAAUUACCAACCUACCUUCUUUUUUUGCCAAUCACCCAAAUCACGCGUCAAUCCUGAACCGUCACUCACCAAAGAGAAUGGAGACUCAAGCCAGGAGAUAACUCGAACUGAAUCAUCCCAAGUCGAGCCAGUCAGUAAUGGAACCACCAAGAAAUGCUUCGUCGGAGUAUCAAGCAUCAGAUCGUAUGAAUUAGUUGAAAAAUUAGGUGAAGGAACUUUUGGUGAAGUCUUCAAGGGUAUCUACCGAGGUCGGUUGUACGCACAACAGCAGAAACUGCAAGCAUCAGCUCAGAACACCCUACGCGAUGGCUCGGAAUCGUGUGAUGAUGACUUCGAGACGGACGAUCGGCUCAUUGAAACCAAGAGUAAAGUCAAGUCCGGGAUGGUCGUGGCCUUGAAGAGGAUCAUUGUACAUAAUGAGCUGGAUGGACUACCAAUCACCGCCCUCCGAGAAAUCCGAAUAUUGAAAUCUUUAGACCAUCCCAACAUAGUCCCUGUGAUCGACUUGGCGUUUUCAAGAGGCGACAAGAAUCUCUUGAAACGAGGUAAUACCUAUAUGGUCUUUCCUUACAUCGAUCAUGAUCUUGCUGGCUUGAUGGAGAACAAAUCGAUCACGUUUAAUGUCAGUCAAAUCAAGCUAUAUUCUAAACAGUUGUUGUUGGGUACUGCUUAUUUACAUCGGAAUAAGAUCUUACACCGAGAUCUCAAGGCGGCCAAUCUGUUGAUCUCCAAUGAGGGCCAACUGAUGAUUGCCGAUUUCGGCUUAGCUCGGUCGAUCGAACAGCAACAUAAUAACAAGAAACGUGAAUACACCAACUGUGUGGUUACCAGAUGGUACAGACCGCCGGAAAUUUUACUCGGCAAUCGAAGGUAUGGGACUCCCGUCGAUCUCUGGGGCGUCGGAUGUGUGAUCGCAGAAAUGUUCAAAGGCGGGCCGAUCUUGACCGGUUCUACUGAUGUCAACCAAUGUGAAUUGAUCUUUCGGCUUUGUGGUAGUCCUACUUCAGAAUCUAUGCCUGGUUGGGAAAACCUUCCAGGCUGCGAGGGUGUACGUUCGUGGACUAGCAAGCCCAGGAGAGUUCGGGAAGAGUACGAGCGGAUAUCUCCCGAACUCGCAGACCUACUUGAUCAUCUACUUGUACUUGAUCAUUCGAGGCGAUUGACGGCGGAAGAGGCGUUGGAUCAUGACUGGUUUUGGACUGAUCCGAUGGCAAUUGACCCUGCAAAACUGCCUCAUUACGAACCCUCGCAUGAAUACGAUCGACGCAAAAAGCAAGAACAAGCCAAAAAGACCCACCAACAUCAACUUGCGUCUUUCACCGAGAUUCAAGGGACAUCUUCAAUGGUGCCAAACAAAAUCAAUGGAAGCCAACCAGCUGCGAAGCCCCACAGACUUCCACUGCCCGCUUCUAACUCGAGACCUCCCCCAGCGUUCUUGAACGAGAAUCCUUUUCCUUCGGAUCCAUUCAAACAUCCAAUCGGACCUCCCAACCCCGGAAACCGAAUAGUUGCCGAUCCAGGUCCACCGCCUCCGUUCCAUCGCGCCGGUCUAAACCACGCCGUGAAUCCAUACAGUUCUCAAGGGUCGAGUGUAAUGAUGAACCAGAACGAGGGGAGGGGUGAUGGUGAUCACCGGCAGCAACCCCACAGCUCGUCUCGCCGGAUGAGGCCGGAGCCGAAUCGGGGUGGGCCCAUGGGUUCCCACCCCUAUCCGGGUCCACCGCCGAACCUUCCUGGCGGGCAGGCCCCACCUCUGGGGAAUUCGGCACCUUCGAUCGCAAGCUAUGGACACGCCUCGCUGCCCUCUCGACCUGUGACGAGCUUCGACAGGGGUCCGCACGACCCGAUGCGGCUACCGAAGCCUGGCCCACCGAUGUCGAUGAUCGGUGGGAUGAACGGCGCGAUCGGGGGGAUGCCGCCCGGGCCACCUUACGCACAUUCCCAUGGACUUUCUGGCCACCCAGAGCCGUAUGCAUUAGGCCCACCGCCCCCAAUGUUACCCGAGCAUGGGUCCCCAGACGAGCGCGGACAGCGAGGAGAGCCGUUUCCAAAGAUGGGCUACUCAGCCCCUCUAUCCAGUGGUCAACCGAUCAGGGACACAUACGGCGGCGGAGGAGGGUUCCGAGGACGAGACGGAGGCAGGGCGGAUGGUAGGUUCAGAUCGAGCCAUGACCGAUGGACUCCCGAGCCGAACUCGCAGCUUGGUGGGCCUCCACCACCCGGCAUCAGCCCCUACUCCAACGGGAGGUCUGGAGAUCGUCGACAGGCAGGAAGAGGAGGUGAGCGACGGUUCAGGCAUGGUGGCGGAGGUCCUCCCGCAGCUAACGGGCCACACGACGGACGGGAAAACUUCCAAUACAAUAAUAAUCCAGCUACUCCUCGCAACUCUAGCAGCCAGUACUAUGGUCCCCAGAACGGCCCCUCCGGCGGAAGUCCUCCCAACCCAUACAGCUCUUACACCUACCCUCCGCCAGGCGAACCGAUGGCCACACCGACUUCCAACCCCUUCAGCCAUCCUGCGAACAACAGUAACAGCAACAACAAUGGGCGGGGGGCUCAUCAGAACGGCCAUCCUAAUCAACGUUGGGAGAACAAGCCCAACACAUCCCUCGACUUCCGCUCCCCUCCAAGCCACAACAACAACCCGUACAACCACCACCACCCCCAUCAUCCACACCAUCAACCCCAUCUCCCACUCAGUCCGCCUAACCUUCCCCUCCACCACCACCAUCCUCAUCCUCAUUCUCCACCUAAUGGUAACGGGGCUGCAGGUGGCCCGUCAUUCUACAAUGGCAACGGGACUGCAGGUGGCCCGUCAUUCUCUGAUGAACCUCGCUUAGAAUACUAACCAUUCUCCUUCUCCUGGACUUUUGCUACUCAAAAUUCAAGUUCUGCUAUCCCACCCUUGUUCACACUUUUUUGUUGCUCGCUUUUCUUGACGUCUGUCAUGCUCUCCCUCACUCCUCCCCCACUCUCUCAAUCCCUUCUGUCCUCUUUAUCCCCUCCCUUUUUUUGGGAAUCGACAUUAUCAAAAAUCGUAGAUGCUCAACAUCUAUAUUCCUCCUUCUCUUUUCUCUCUUUCUCUCUCUAGUCUGUCUCCAUAUAUAUAUAUAUACAUAUAUUUCUUACUUCUUCUUUUUUGGUUUUUAGAAAGUAGACAGAUUUGUUAAAAAAUGG